GAUUUCCUCCAUUUGCAGGGUGGAGAGUAACGUUGAGGUAUCAUCUCGUUUGGGUGUUUUCCCUCUUUCUCCGAAGGGGGGGGAAACGGAGAGGUGAAGAAGUUGCAGGAGAAAUUGAUAAAGGAGGGAGAAAAAAACACAAAUCUUGAUGCUGAAUCUGUUGUUAUUGAUGUUUGAGAUACAUGUCUCCGAUUCUCAGUGAAAUCCUCCUCUCUGGGUUUAUGGUAAACUCCACAAUCAGGCGCAGGACUCAUCUUGUUCAGUCCUUCUCCGUCGUCUUCCUCUACUGGCUCUACUAUGUCUCAUGAUUUCUGAAGCGUUUCCCCACCAUAAAACCCUAGUUAUAAGUAAUAAAAAAAAAAGAACUCUGAAUAACUAAUCAAGCGUGUUUCGAAUUUCCCCUUGUUGUGUUAUAUCCUCAAUCGUGUUUUUUCUCAUCUGGGUCCUGCUUAAUCCCCCUAAAAACCCAUAAAAAUCUCUCUUUCACCCGUUUGGAUCACAAAGCGGCAAACUUUUUUUACUCUGAGUGUGCGUGAUUGAUGAAGUCGUCGUCAUCGACGUCGUCAGAUGAGAACAACGAUCUGCAGGAGGUGAUGGAGCAGAGGAAGCGGAAGAGGAUGAUAUCGAACAGGGAAUCAGCGAGGAGGUCGAGGAUGAGGAAACAGAAACUCCUGGAUGAUCUGACGGCUCAGGUCGCUCAGCUGAGGAAGGAGAACCACCAGAUCGUGACAAGUGUCAGCAUCACAACUCAGCAUUAUCUCACAGUCGAGUCUGAGAACGCUGUUCUUAGAGCCCAACUCGACGAGCUCAAAAACAGAUUAGAUUCUCUCAACGACAUCAUCGCAUUGGCUAACAACAACAAUGGCUUCUAUGGUGUGUGUUCGAACCAUCUGGAUCAUUCGGAGGCCGAUGAUUUGCUCAUGAACCAGAUGAACAUGAACAUGUUCUACCUGAAUCAACCUCUCAUGGCCUCUGCAGAUGCAUUACAGUACUGACUGUCGACCAAAAGUUCUCGAAUUCCCAAAAUGGGCCAUCAAUUUUUUUUGUCGGAAUUCAGACAUGAUGAAGAGAGAGAUGGGUCUGUUUAUCUUUCUUUUUUUUUUUGGUCUUUUUCAGUGAUCUUUGUUUAGAGGUUAAUUAGGGUUGGGGAUCUUAAUCAGUGUGUUGGAAUAAAGGCUCUCUUGUAGUAUAAAUGGUAUUUGUUUUCUUGGUUUUAUA
Tarenaya hassleriana is the source of this 1218-nucleotide messenger RNA. Its product is annotated as bZIP transcription factor 11-like. Bases 540 to 995 code for a protein of 151 amino acids. The record is from RefSeq and is a predicted model, not a curated record. The transcript has a single exon. Gene Ontology annotation, molecular function: transcription cis-regulatory region binding; DNA-binding transcription factor activity. NCBI's taxonomy places the organism in Eukaryota, Viridiplantae, Streptophyta, Magnoliopsida, Brassicales, Cleomaceae. Gene Ontology annotation, cellular component: nucleus. Gene Ontology annotation, biological process: positive regulation of DNA-templated transcription.